UGUCAAAGGCUGAAGCGGUUCCCUUUGCCACAUUAUAACUAGUAGGGGAUCUACAGCAAGCAAGCAUGGCCACAGCUGCCUCGAAUCCCUACAGCAUUAUCAGUUCCAACUCUAUGGUUCACACAGAUGCACCGGUCAUGCAGCAAGGCAGUCCUUUCAGGAACCACCAGAAACUUCUCCAAAGUGAAUACCUACAGGGGGUCCCCAGCAAUGGGCACCCUCUUGGGCACCAGUGGGUGACCAGCUUAACCGAGGGGAGCCCCUGGGCAACGUCGUUAGCCGCCAGCCCUCUGGAGCAGCAGGACGUGAAACCGGGACGGGAGGAUCUCCAACUCGGGGCGAUCAUUCAUCACAGGUCUCCUCAUGUCGCCCAUCACUCGCCUCAUACAAAUCACCCAGGUGCGUGGGGAGCGACCGCGGCUCAUAACUCAUCCAUAAACACCGGCGGACAACCUAUCAACAUCUACGCGCAGCCUGGCUUCACGGUCAACGGCAUGCUGGAGCAUGGCGGGCUGACGCCUCCCCCGGCAUCGGGUCAGACCCAGAGCCUGCACCCGGGGCUGCGAGACACCCCGGAGCACGCCGAGAUCGGCGCCCACCACUGCCACGACCACUCGGACGAGGAGACGCCGACCUCGGACGAGCUGGAGCAGUUCGCCAAGCAGUUCAAACAAAGGCGGAUCAAGCUGGGGUUCACGCAGGCGGACGUGGGGCUGGCGCUGGGGACCCUGUACGGCAACGUCUUCUCCCAGACCACCAUCUGCAGGUUUGAAGCCCUGCAGCUCAGCUUCAAGAACAUGUGCAAACUGAAGCCCUUGUUGAACAAGUGGCUGGAGGAGGCGGACUCGUCCACGGGCAGCCCCAGCAGCAUCGACAAGAUCGCGGCGCAGGGGCGGAAAAGGAAGAAACGGACCUCGAUCGAGGUGAGCGUGAAAGGAGUGCUGGAGACCCACUUUCUGAAAUGCCCCAAGCCCGCCGCCCAGGAGAUCUCCUCCUUGGCAGACAGCCUACAGCUGGAGAAAGAGGUGGUUCGCGUCUGGUUUUGUAACAGAAGACAAAAGGAGAAGAGGAUGACCCCGCCGGGGGAGCCGCAGCAGCACGAGGUGUACUCGCACAGCGCGAGCACGGACAGCUCCUCGUGCCGCGAUCUCUGACCGGCAGCCGGGCGCCGGGACUCACCCCGCGAGACUCUUCCACAGCAAUGGGAAUCUAGUGGCUUUUUCAAUUAGGGGCUCUUCUCCUCCCCUCUUCCCGCUCCCUUGGCGGUACGACGGUAAAUGAGUAGGGACACUGCGAAAGAAAAUAAAAACAAAACCAAGUUUCCCUUUUAUUUUCCCCCUCCUCCCUCCUUCCUUUCCCCCUUUUCUAUUCUCCAGCGUUUUUUGGGCAAUACACCUUUGCAGACCAAUGUUUGUGCGAGUCAUGAACGGGACGCCGUUUAGAACAGCAGCAACGACGAAAACGUGUUUAUUUUUCAAUCGUUUCUACUGCAAGGAUUUCGAUACAGACGUGUGCCUCUGAAUAACCUCCCAGCGCCUUGGUUAUCACAACAUCAGGUGAAUCAGUCACAAUUCACAGCCAAAUCAUUUGAUUAUUUUAGAUCUCUAUUUUUUUAAUUUUGUCCGUGCGCUGCUCUGCCGUUAGACUCACUGAACUGUUUUUUUUCCCUCUAUCUACGCGCCUCUCACGGUGUUGAACCCACACGGAAGAAUAAUAGGGGGGAAAAUGGAUCAUUUUGUGAUUCGAAUGUUUUUUUUUUUCCCUGCACAUUGCUGAGAGAAUGAAUUCCGUGCGCUGGUGGAUACAAACCGCUUCCUCCUCACAGCAGUGUAAUGUGAGCACGCAAGACACCUUGAUACGGUUAGCUGUACUGUACAAACAACUUAGCGAGAUUUAGCACCUGGAUAUUUUUAAAUAUAUAUUUUUUAGGUUCUGCGUUUCAGCAUUACACGCACAAGAGCUGCGCAGUUGCUUUCUCACCUGAAGCAUCGUGAUCCUCGGUGUUCUUUUAAGGUUUACUACCCGGUUUAACACAGGAGAAAUACAACAGCUCAAGGGUACCUACCAACGAAGCAACUUUUUUUAAAAAAAUAAAACAAUUAUUUAAGAGAGCAAUGCACAGGCGUGCAAUGUUUUAUGGUUCUUCACGGAAAACGAAAAAAGGGAUUAGCAGUCCGAUAGUAUACUCGACCAUAUUACUGUGUUAAACAUUUGGCAUUAAAAACAGAACCAUAAGAUAAUUCCCAAUACGAAAACGUUGUGUGCCAUUAUAUAUUAUUUUAUUGUACACGCUCAAUAUCUAAAGUUUUGUAAUCUUUAAUGUUCCAGCUUUUGAUUUGUCUUUAAUAUUUCUUCCAAUAUUUGCUAUUGUACAGUUUUGUAUAAUAAACUUUUUUGAAGUUAUUAAUUUAAACAAAGACCGUUUAGUUUAUUCAUGCACUUAGUGAUGUAAAAUAAACGCUAUUUUCAUUAAAAGUUGAAGUUUUCAGCAAUUUUAUUCCAAAUACUACGGCAGUUCCAGCGAUUAUUUAUUUUCAGUAUAAACCUUGUAUUAUGUUUUGGAAACGAAAUGUAAAACCGUUAAAAUAUGUAUGUUGGAAUAAUAAAAAUCGAACUUGUUGUUA
Lepisosteus oculatus (spotted gar) is the source of this 2624-nucleotide messenger RNA. Its product is annotated as POU domain, class 3, transcription factor 4. Gene Ontology annotation, cellular component: nucleus. The record is from RefSeq and is a predicted model, not a curated record. Gene Ontology annotation, biological process: brain development; regulation of transcription by RNA polymerase II. Lineage: Eukaryota; Metazoa; Chordata; Actinopteri; Semionotiformes; Lepisosteidae. Gene Ontology annotation, molecular function: DNA-binding transcription factor activity, RNA polymerase II-specific; RNA polymerase II cis-regulatory region sequence-specific DNA binding.